CCUUAAGGAAAUAAAUAAUUCACAGCGUUCAGUGGCUGACGGAUGCCUACUGAAGCAUAUCCCGUUUGAACACUCGGAACUAGCGACUAUGGCGUGGGAUACAUAUCACUGCUGGCUCCUACCCGUGUGCAUCCUGCACAUAUUAUUCUGUGAACCAGUGUCAAGCAACUGGAGUGACUGGGCGCAAUGGUCCGAGGGACCGUGUUCUGUCACGUGUGGCCCGGGCAAGGGCGAGGUGACCAGAGCAAGGUUCUGUCAAGAUGCUGCAAAUAACUGCGUAGGUCCAAGAGUAGACAAGAGGAUGACAGAUUGCUGGUCCGAUGUUCCAUGUGGCGAACUGGAUUGCUACGAGUGUAAUGUCUUCAGAAACGGCAAGAUCACUCCCUGCUCGGAAGCGAAGGUGGUGAAGGGGUGCAAGGCGUGUAUGAAGUCCUUCACAAUGAUACGACUACACGACAGGGUGGGUUACACUCAAGACUCCAUUGUUGAAUCUCGACUGUGCGUACGAAUGACCGACGCCAAGAAGGUAUCAGAUGAGGGAUGUCACUAUCGCACUAGUAACGGUGGAUUCGGCGCUCUGUGUUACUGCCUCUCAGAUAAAUGUAACAGUGGAGAGCGGCAGGGUGCAUCUCUCGGUCUUAUUGUUUUGUUGGGGUGUGCUUGGACUUUGUGCAAAACGUUUAUGUUUGAUCAUUAGCUGCAGAUUUAUUUUCGGUCACGGGCGAUAAACAAGCACUUCACGUACUGCAGAUGUGAAAAUCGUUUAAUGACACAUAUUUAUGAAGUUAAAACGUGUUUACUUUUGUUUUAUGUUACAUUAAAAUGUUAAUAUUUAGUGUUCUGACAGGGAAAUAGUACUUAUUCUGUCAUAAUCUGUAACAGGACUUUAAUAUGGGUUUAUAAUUGGAUUUGAAUUUUAAUCUUAUAUUUUUCAGUAUUGUUUUAAGAAUAAAAUGCUCUUAUUACAACAAAGGAGAAAUGGUGUACAUAUAUUUUUACGAUCAGUUUUGUACUCAAGUACUUGUAUCAUAUGGCAGACGUGAGACUAUACCCGGUCGUCAUGUGUCGUCUAGGUUUGUUUGUUCAUGUAUACAUGCACCAAGGUCAACACUAACCAGCGUUAACCAGUCGGUACCGUGUGUUGUAUGGUACUCAAAAUAUUCACUUGACGUCGCAUCACUGAGUGUUGAUGAAAGGUAUAGAGACAUCGCAUGUAUUUGCAAACUAACGUUACUUGCAGGAACACACCGUGUGCAUGAUGCCCUAGUCUGUCUUACAGACCCUGAUACAAAUAUAUAUCAAAUACAGCCCAUGUAAGUCUAUAAUGUUUGGCAAGUCUAGAUUACUGCAGUAUCAGUCUGAAAAUGAAGAUAGUCACUGGGCUCCCUUUUAUUAUAUUUUUAUUAAGAUAACUGAACAACUGUUUUUUUCUGUACGAUAUGUUCAUUUCAGAGACUAGAUGUUAGUCUAAUGAUGCCCUUAUCAAGCACAUAACCAUCGUAUACCCAUUUCAUUUUUAUUAUAUUUUAGCUACCAUCAAUCAUGGGUGUAUGCUUUCUUUUACCCGACAGGUUACUUGCCCAAACUCGACAAUAAAUACGCGAUGAGGUCAUCUGCAUGUCUUCAUUAUGUAUCUGCAGUUUAGGUGAUUUGAGCUUUAUAUGCAUAUUCUACAAACUAUUACUGGUCGUCAAUCUGGCUUUGAUCUACAACCCUAUCAUUGAUAUAAUCAACGAUUGUGUGUAACGUACCUCCCGUUUCAGUGUUCUCCUUUGCAACGAAUAAAUCAAAUUAUGCAUGCUAAACUAUGGAAUACUGUAAGGGACAUUCUCGCGAUCUCGACCUUUGGAAACGAGGUAAAUAUGCCCAAAACACGAUUAUGACCAAAUCUCGCCUUCUCGCGAUCUCGCAUUCUCGUGUUUUGGGCAUAUUUAGCUCGUUUCCAUAGGUCGAGAUCGCGAGAAUGCGAGAUCGCGAGAAUGUCCUUUACAAUAUUCCAUACUAAACACUUUGUUUUGAAGAAAAAAGAUCUUGCCGCGUAUUGUAAUUAACACCAACGUGUUCGCCUUUGUACAUUUCAAUACACGAACAAUACACACAUGCAUCAACACGUCUUACAUUAGCUUAUAUUGUAUAUUGACAUGCUAUCAUUAGCGUUCUAAGUGAUUUUUAGAAAACGGUGCUAUUUUUGCUAAAAUAUUGUAUUGGACCUGACACGGUUUCACUAAUUUUUUUUUAUUAAAUGUCCUCGAAAGUAGGGGGUGGACAAUUAAACACAUACAAUUAUUGUACUUGUGAUUUGUCAACCGUAAUUGAUAUAGUGAAUAAAAAAAUCUCUUUUUGGA
This is a messenger RNA of Haliotis rufescens (red abalone), 2345 nucleotides long. RefSeq lists its product as uncharacterized. The record is from RefSeq and is a predicted model, not a curated record. Lineage: Eukaryota; Metazoa; Mollusca; Gastropoda; Lepetellida; Haliotidae. The transcript is spliced from 4 exons. Bases 89 to 697 code for a protein of 202 amino acids.